AUGUCAAGAUUGACCUUCUUGAACGGCGGCCCUGUGGCUCUAGUGUGGUACUGGUGGAUAACAGCCUUCUUCACUCACCUCGUCGCCCUCUCCUUCGCUGAAAUCUCAUCAGCCUUCCCAAUCUCGGGGUCGCUCUACUUUUGGGCGGCAGCUCUCGCCGGCCCAAAGCACGGCCCCUUUGCUGCCUGGAUCACCGGCUGGUUGGAGCUCCUUGGGAUCUCCGUGUGCAUCGGCUCGCUCUCCUUUGGAGGCGUGCAGCUGCUACAGUACACCAUCUAUGCUGCUACAGGCGGGUUCAACGGCGGCUAUCUUCUGACCAACUACGAGUGCUUUGGAAUCACGGUGGCGGCAAUAGUGGCAUGCGGGUUGCUCAACCUGCUGCCCGUGCUCUCCAUUGGACGGAUUGCAGCCUUCAGUGCCGUGUGGCAGAUCGUGGUGGUGCUGGCAGUGAUCAUCAUUCUUCCAUGCGUCUCCACCACUCUACAGCCCCCCUCGUUCAUCUUCGGCCAUUACCACGUGCAGCUAGACGUCACACACGUGCCCAACGAUGCUUACGCCUUUGUGCUGGCAAUGCAGCUCUCCCUAUUCGGCCUAUACGCCUACGACACUGUAGCGCACAUGGCAGAAGAGACAAAACGCGCCGACGUCACCAUCCCGGCCGCCAUGGUCUCGUGUAUCUCGGCAGCUACUGUGGUGGGGUGGGCGGUGAUUGUUGUCCUGACUGCGUGCAUUACCGAUAAAGCGACCCUUCUUGAAGAGGAGAAUGAAACGGGGGGGCAGCAGCCAGUGGUGCAGAUCAUCUGGGAGGUCUUUUACGACAGGGACGGCAACGGCACGGGGGCAGUGGUGCUGCUGUGCCUCGUGUACUUCUCCUUCUUUGCUGCCUCACACUCUGGCAACGGCACGGGGGCAGUGGUGCUGCUGUACGGCAACGGUACUGGCGCAGUGGUGCUGCUGUGCCUCAUGUACUUCUCCUUCUUCUUUGCCGCCUUUGCGGCCGUCAUCGGGGCUUCCAGAGCCGCCUACUCCCUCUCGCGCGAUUCCGGUCUCCCGUUCGCCUUCCUGUGGCGGCGAAUCAACCGCGACCGCACGCCUGUCAACGCGGUUCUCCUCACGUGCUCCAUCGCUAUCCUCUUCUGCCUGCCUCUCCUCCACUCCACCUCCACCUUCUUCGCCAUCACCUCUCUUGCCACCGUUGCAUGGGUGGGAAGCUACUCAGUGCCGCUGCUGCUGCGCUUGAUCCAACCCAGAGGAGCGUUCAAGGCGGGCGCAUUCAGCCUCGAGCGAUACGUGGGGGCCGUGGGCAGCUACUCAGUGCCGCUGCUGCUGCGAUUGAUCCAGCCCAGAGGAGCGUUCAAGGCGGGCGCAUUCAGCCUCGAGCGAUACGUGGGGAGUGUGGGCAGCUUCGCCGUGCCUCUCAUGCAGCGCCUGCUGCAACCCCGACCGGCGUUCAAGCCAGGGGCGAUCAGCCUCGAGUAUGUGGGGAGUGUGGGCAGGAGGUGCAUCAACGGCGGAGCUCGCUUCUUCGCCCUCUACACCAGGGCCACCUCCAUGGUGCCAUGUAUUUCCCUAUAA
Closterium sp. Naga37s-1 is the source of this 1575-nucleotide messenger RNA. NCBI's taxonomy places the organism in Eukaryota, Viridiplantae, Streptophyta, Zygnematophyceae, Desmidiales, Closteriaceae. The record is from the annotation of a GenBank genome assembly.